This is a messenger RNA of Cimex lectularius (bed bug), 829 nucleotides long. RefSeq names its product fibroblast growth factor 1-like. The coding region runs from base 187 to 663 and encodes 158 amino acids. Gene Ontology annotation, biological process: fibroblast growth factor receptor signaling pathway; positive regulation of cell population proliferation; animal organ morphogenesis. The transcript is spliced from 5 exons. The record is from RefSeq and is a predicted model, not a curated record. Gene Ontology annotation, cellular component: cytoplasm. Gene Ontology annotation, molecular function: growth factor activity; fibroblast growth factor receptor binding. NCBI's taxonomy places the organism in Eukaryota, Metazoa, Arthropoda, Insecta, Hemiptera, Cimicidae.
UUAUCCGACUCUUGAAAUCGAGGGGAACACUGCUGCCUACAACUUUAUACCAAUUGAUCUUGAAAAUAUUUUCGGUGAAGUACAAAAGCUUAUAGUGAUCUUUCUGCAGGCCUGCCAGUUUAAAGAAAGACCGAUAACUGUUUACGAGGGAGUAAAAAUAGUGAAGACAUGAAGUGAGAUCGUAAAAUGGGAGGGAACUCUGCAAAGCAGAAAAAGCCCGAACCUGAGCAUUGUGAGCAUCAGCCGGCUCCUAAGCAACACUACGGGAAGAGAAAGCAGCUGUACUGCCGGACUGGCUAUUUCCUUGCAAUCAUGCAAGAUGGGACAGUCGCCGGGAUUGAUGAAGACAUGCAUCCGAACGCCAUCGUUGAAUUCACGACUGUAAAAGCGGGCGAGGUGCGCAUCAGAGGUACGAAGGCGAAUCUUUACUUGGCGAUGAAUAAAACCGGCCGGCUUUACGGAGAAGCAAACGUAUUGGACGAGUCGACUGUGUUUUUAGAAUCGCUUCACAGGCACCACCUCGUCUACCUUUCAAAACCAUACGCCCGCUUCAAUUGGUACGUCGCGCUUAAGAAAAACGGCAAACCGAAGGAUGCCAAAAAGACCAAGCUGGGACAAAAGGCGAUCCAGUUCCUCACAGUCAAACUCUUGGAGGACAGAUAGUUCAAUUUAAUAAAACACUAACAAAUGCAACUAACUCGAACAGCUUGGAUGUAUCGUCACGACCAAAAAGCUCUGAAAAGAGCAACUAUGCUUUAUUUUAAUGUUAUUAUCAACUAACAUAUUUUUAAUCUAAGGUCUUGGUUGAGAUGAAAAAGCUAGUUUCACA